UCAUCCUCAUCUACGUUUCAAUAAACACAAGAGUUGAAAAUAUAAAAUUGAUCAGAACUAAACCGGAUCUGAAGAAUGGCGGACGAAGUGAUUCUUCUUGAUUACUGGCCAAGCAUGUUCGGGAUGAGGACGAAGAUGGCUUUGGCUGAGAAAGGAGUCAAGUAUGAGUACAAGGAAACAGAUCCAUGGCUGGAGUACAUCGAUGAGGUUUGGUCCGAUGCAUACACAAUCCUUCCCUCUGAUCCUUACCAGAAGUCUCAAGCUAGAUUCUGGGCUGAUUUCAUCGACAAAAAGUUUUACGAUCCAUCAUGGAAGGUAUGGGCAACAAUGGGCGAAGAACAUGCUGCAGCGAAGAAGGAAUUGUUGGAACAUUUCAAGACACUUGAAACAGAGCUCGGAGACAAACCUUAUUAUGGUGGUGAAGUAUUUGGAUACGUAGACAUUGCAUUGAUGGGAUACUACAGCUGGUUCAAGGCCAUGGAGAAAUUUGGUGAAUUCAGUAUCGAAACAGAGUUUCCUAAAUUGACUACGUGGACCAAGAGGUGUUUGGAAAGAGAGAGUGUGGUUAAGGCAUUGGCUGAUUCUGAUAGAAUCAUUGAGUAUGUUAAUGUCAUGAGGAAGCAAUUUGGAGCAGAGUAGAUCAUUUGGUGUUUUGUAAUGUCGACCCAAACAAAAUAAAAUGGUUUGGGUAUCAAGAAGACUGUUAUAUUCUGUGUUUUUUUUUAUGUUUCAUUUCAUGUGAGAUUUGUAAUUGUUGGUUGUAUUGUUUUGUUGAAAGUAUGAUUAACCAUAAUAAAAAAUGUUUACUGUA
This is a messenger RNA of Arabidopsis arenosa, 811 nucleotides long. NCBI's taxonomy places the organism in Eukaryota, Viridiplantae, Streptophyta, Magnoliopsida, Brassicales, Brassicaceae. The record is from the annotation of a GenBank genome assembly.